Suillus bovinus is the source of this 652-nucleotide messenger RNA. RefSeq lists its product as uncharacterized. NCBI's taxonomy places the organism in Eukaryota, Fungi, Basidiomycota, Agaricomycetes, Boletales, Suillaceae. The record is from RefSeq and is a predicted model, not a curated record. The transcript is spliced from 10 exons. The annotation marks the transcript as partial.
CACUUAUGCAUGAACUAUCUCCCGAAUGAAAAAUUUGUGACUUGUAAACUUCUACAUUCAAUAUGGUAUCUUGGUGCUGCAUUGUGCAUAGCUGGUGCAGAAGGUAUCUUCGUCCUUCGCACCUAUGCAUUAUGGGGAAACAAGAAAUACAUUCUGGGCCUUAUGUUGUCAACAAUAGUCUGUCUUGCGAUCUUGGACGUGAUACUGACAACGACGAUUUCCCGGCGGUUGGAACUCCAACUAUCAGACUGGGGUGGUGGAUGUUACUCGCUAUCCCGCGACACGAUGUCUGCGUAUCCUUGGACACUUCUGGUAGCAUUCGAGCUUGAGAUCAUAGUACUCACCAUUAUUCGUGUAUAUUGGGUAUACUGCGAAGGGGGAUGUCUGCUGCUUGAUAUUCUUCUGCAACAUAGCAUUUUCUACUUCGGAACUGGGCUAACACUAUCGGUGGCCAAUAUUUUGACCAUUGAAUUCCUGCCGUACAGCUCCUCAAAUAUGUUCGGGACAUUUCAAAUCAUCAUGCAUACAAUCCUCGUUACUCGGAUGCACCUACAAUUUAGCAACACCGACCAGGUUUCCGACUCAUCUGAGUCCGGAAUCACAUCAUACUCUCAAUUGACACAGAUUGAACUUCAGACAUGUUCGCACUCAA